AUGAAUUUAUUCGAAAUUAAUCAUUAAAUGGAUUAGGGAAAAACUCUAAAUUAAUUAUUUUAUAAGAGAGUUUCUGUUUAGGAUAAUGAAAACAAUUAUAAAUUAUUUGGAUUUAAUAAAUAUUAUAAAAAAAGUAAAAAAUAAGAAAACUAUAAGGAUGGAAAAGUUUGCUUAAGAAUUUUGCAAUGCCAUGUGAAUAAAUAUAUUAUUUUGACCAUUAAGAAUUAAAUUAAAGUUGUGAUUGUAGUGAAUGUGGUGGAAAAGUUAAAAAGAAAAUUUUGAUUUGUAAAAAAGAAAUAAGAGAUAAUAAAUUUUCUGCAAUAAAAUAAAGAUAUCCAGCUUCACCUAAGUUAUCCCUUCAACCUUAAACAGUUAGACCUUCAAAUAAGGAUCUAAGUUUAAUUGGAUCAUCAUCUGCUUAUAUUAGUAUAAUAUUAAUUAAUUUUUAUGCGACAAACUUUAGAAAUAAAUAGUUUAAAGAAGUGCUAGAGAAUCUCUAAUUCCAGUAAUCUAAUUAAUUUAGGCAUAAAAUUUAAUGAAAAAAAUCAGUAGAACUAAUAAAAUUGAAUAGGAUCUCAAAUCUAAAUUGAAUUAACAAACUGAAAUAUUAUUUAAUAAAGUCUAAAAGUAAAUGAUAGAGAGAAAUUAAAUUAUGGUAGGAAAAGAUAUUGAAAUUAACUUUGAAAAGAAUAAAGAAACGGUUAAAACAUUGGAAAGAGAUCUUAUGAAGAAAAAAUCAAUAAAAUAAUCUCCUAAUGUUGCAUAAUUUCGUAUAAAAACAGAUAUAUCUAGUUAUUAUUUUGCUAAUUAAUAAAAAAAAUCAAUUUUUAAUAUUCCAAAUAUAAAUUAACUUGAAAAUAAAAAAAAAGAUAGCUUAAGUAUUUUAGAAUCUAAAACACCAAGAGUGUUUAUAAGAAGUGAAAAAUUUAAUAUCAAAUAACCAUUGACAUAAAGACUAUUAUGCACUUACUUAAAAAAGAGCAAUAGCAACAGCAAAUAACUAAAUAAUAAAAAAUUCUGA
Paramecium sonneborni is the source of this 1021-nucleotide messenger RNA. NCBI's taxonomy places the organism in Eukaryota, Ciliophora, Oligohymenophorea, Peniculida, Parameciidae. The record is from the annotation of a GenBank genome assembly.